UUCUAUUCGCUCUCCCGCCGGCGGCGACCAGCAGCGGGGAAGCUCCGAACUACAGCUCAGUUCACAGAGAGAGAGAGAGAGAGAGAGAGAAAGAGAGGAGAGAUGAGCACUGUGAAGAAAGUGGUGAAGAAGGCAUUAGGGGAUAUGGCGUUCAACAGGGGCGGCGGAGCCAUAAACUGGUUCCCCGGGCACAUGGCCGCCGCAACCCGCGCUAUCCGCGACCGCCUCAAGCUGGCCGACCUCGUCAUCGAAGUCCGCGACUCCCGUAUACCGCUCUCGUCGGCGAACGCUGACCUGCAGCCUCAGCUGUCCCGGAAGCGGCGGGUGAUUGCUCUGAACAAGAAGGAUUUGGCCAACCAAAACAUUUUGCAUAAAUGGAUUCACUACUUCGAUUCUUGCAAGCAAGAUUCUCUUCCGAUAAAUGCACACAGCCAGAGCUCGGUCCAGAAACUUCUUGAUCUAGUGGAGCUGAAACUCAAAGAAGUUAUCUCGAGGGAACCCACUCUGCUCGUUAUGGUGGUUGGUGUUCCUAAUGUUGGCAAGUCAGCUUUAAUCAACUCGAUUCACCGACUCGCUUCUGCUCGGUUUCCUGCGCAGGAGAAGACGAAGAGAGCGACGGUAGGUCCAUUGCCUGGCGUCACUCAGGAUAUUGCUGGGUAUAAGAUUGCUCAUCAGCCUAGUAUAUAUGUCCUGGACACUCCUGGAGUAUUAGUUCCGAGUAUCCCAGACAUAGAAACUGGCUUGAAGCUAGCUCUUGCAGGGUCUGUGAAAGACUCGGUGGUCGGUGAGGAGCGUAUUGCUCAGUACUUGUUAGCAGUCCUAAAUACUAGAGGCACGCCCUUUCACUGGAAACGCUCAAACAACAGAAGGAUGGAAGGAAUCCAGUAUGAAUCAGAGGAUAAACCUGAGUACAAUCCUAAAGAUCUCCGGCCCAAGAGGAGGAAACCACCAAAUGCUUCUGACGUGCUGUACAUUGAGGAUCUCGUAACAGAAGUCCAGCGCACGCUAUAUGCUACUCUCUCCGAGUUUGAAGGUAAUGUAGAAGACGAGAAUGAUUUGGAACUACUAAUGGAAAAACAAUUCGAGGCGCUACAGAAGGCCUUGAGAAUUCCUCAUAAGCCAUCCGAAGCUCGACUUAUGGUAUCCAAGAGGUUUCUUACAUUAUUCAGAACCGGUAAGCUUGGUCCUUUCAUUCUUGAUAAUGUUCCUGAUGUUGCCCCAGUUUCGUGAACAUUUGAUUAGGUUGUCUCCAGCCAUGUAUAUAUUUUGUUGGUCCGUUAAGUACCAUCUCUAUGAGCAAAUGAGACUAGAUUGUCCCAUUGUUUUGAAAUUUGUUUCUUGAAUAUUUAGAAAUUCACCAUCGGAGACGAUAUUUUGUAUUUGUUACAUUCCCAGCUCACUCCAAGGAUCAAUUGGACGUGUUUGUAGAUGCUCUUUAAGAUGAAAGGUAACUACAGACCAUAAUUCUACGA
Messenger RNA from Punica granatum (pomegranate), 1472 nucleotides. NCBI's taxonomy places the organism in Eukaryota, Viridiplantae, Streptophyta, Magnoliopsida, Myrtales, Lythraceae. The record is from RefSeq and is a predicted model, not a curated record.